AACAGCCAUGAAGCAACACUUGAUAAUAGAUAACGGGGCAUACUCAAUCAAAGCCGGGUAUUCUAAUAGAUCCGCUCCACUCAAAGUUCAAAACUCCAUCACAAAGACCCGUGAUGGUUUGCUUCACAUUGGUAACUCCUACCUCAGCCACACAAAUAAUUAUGUCGGACUUAUCCAAAAACGACCUCAUGAUCAAGGACAUUUAACUUCUUGGGAGACAGAGAAACCGGUGUGGGAUUAUACCUUUGACCAACUCCUGCAAGAUGAGAUUGAUUUCAGCAAGACUAAACUUACAUUAACUGAACUGCCGUUCCAAUUGCCUCAAUUGAGUAUGAACACUGACCAAAUCGUGUUUGAAGAGUACGGAUUUGAUGAGUAUUACCGAUGCAUCCCGGCAAGUUUGGUUCCUUGGAGUUUAGACAUGGAUAAGGUGAAUGGCGAUUUCACGUUAGUUAUUGAUUCCGGGUUUAGUGCUACUUGGAUAGUGCCGGUUAUAUACCAAUCAGUUUAUUGGCAAGGUGUGAGAAAGUUGCCUAUUGGUGGGAAAUUACUAAAUGGCUUACUCCGGGAGAUUAUUAGUUUUAGACACUAUGACAUAAGUGACGAUCCCAUACUUGUAAAUACCAUCAAGGAAUCAACAUUCUUUUUAGCCACCGAUUUCAACCAAACACUCAAGAACAAACAAAAGUACAGUUGUGAUUUUAUACUACCAGAUUUCAAGACUACAACUACAGGAUAUAUGAGAACUAAAGAAAUGACAUUACCACCAGAUACCCAAGUGCUCAAGCUUACUGACGAACGAUUUUCCAUUCCUGAAUCAUAUUUCCACCCGGAAAUAGUAUUUGACAAUACACCACUAGUACAAUCCUCACCAUUCAAAAACAUAACUGACUUGAUAGUCGAACUGAUCAUGGCAUGCCCGGAAAUAACAAGACCUUUAUUAUCGGCAAAUAUUGUGCUUGUUGGUGGAUCCACCAACAUACCUAAUUUUAAAACAAGACUAGAGCUGGAGUUGCGAAGAGAAUUGUUCCAAGACUGGCAAGUCCGAGUCAGUGAGUCAGACAUACCCGAGGAAGCAAGUUGGAGAGGCGGAGUUGAGUUGGCAGGAGAAGCAGACGUAUGGAAAGAAAUCGCGGUUAAAAAGAAGGAAUAUUUCGAGCAUGGGGCCAACUGGUGUCAAAAGAGAUUUGGAUUUGAGAGUUAAAACUUAUAGGUAAUUAUUUAUUAAUCUACAACUCUAUUAAAUGAUUAAAGGUCAAAUAUCGACUCAACAACAACCAUCCAUAUCUAAACCAUACCAUUUGACUGAAAUGGCCAUAGCACAUGGCAGCAUAACUAACACUCAACAUGUUCAAAUCAGAAUAAAUCUUGAUGGAGCUUGAAGGUGCUGCAGUAAAGAAGCUUACAUUGAUAUUAAAGUUAACCACCUUGCUAAUAAAACUGGACAAGUGAUCCACAAAUAGUUCAACGUCAGUCAAUAAAGUAAAACUAUACUUUUCCCAAAAGUUCACACUCUUGAGAACAAGCAAUCUAGUAGACGUGGCGUUUCCGUUUCUCUUGAAAUAGCUUUUAGUACCAUGGUACAAUGCAAUGUGGUUAGCAUGACUAGACACACCACCUUCGUCGAAUGUAAUCAACACAGUCGGUUUUCCUUCAACUGGCUUCACAUUCUCUUUCAAGCUUUGUCGUAUAUCCAGUAAUGCCCACGUUUCAUUCAUACCGUCGGGGUAAUUCAACACCGUGACAUCUUGAACACCCAAUAUUCUCGCGCUGUCAUACAACUCAUUCCUUCUAAUUCUGCCCAUGGAUUCAUCCACAGCAUCACCACGGGAGAAACACACCAACUUCACUGAGUUGUUGUACUUCAGCUUGGAGAUCUCCACUACCGAUGGCGAAAAGAACAUGACUUCAUCGUCGGGGUGGGCUAUUAUGAAAUACACCAGGCUGUUGGCUAUGGGCAAUGGUGUAGGCAGAGUUAUGGAAUUGUAGGGAUACUGCGAUCGCCUAAACUUGUUGGUUCGUACUUGGUUAUUGGAGUAUUUCAUGGUAGUUUGUGGGAGGAUGGUGGUGAGGACAAGCCAUAUUAUGAAAGAUAGCGCAAAGAAGCGGAAUAUCGCCCUGGGUAUAGUGAAUAUCAUAGUAAUAUAGUUGGGUGUAUUGUAAAGAACAAGAAAUCUAGAAAAUACGAUUAAAAAAUGCCAAUGAAUUGUUGACACAUGGUAGAGAUGAUCAUUAAACUGUGUGUCCCUCACCCCUCCUUUGCUUGCUUGCUCGCCUCGCUCGUGCCGGCCUCCACGGAAUUUGCCAAC
Messenger RNA from Spathaspora passalidarum NRRL Y-27907, 2309 nucleotides. RefSeq lists its product as uncharacterized. The transcript has a single exon. The coding region runs from base 8 to 1204 and encodes 398 amino acids. Gene Ontology annotation, molecular function: nucleosome binding. The record is from RefSeq and is a predicted model, not a curated record. Gene Ontology annotation, cellular component: Swr1 complex. Lineage: Eukaryota; Fungi; Ascomycota; Pichiomycetes; Serinales; Debaryomycetaceae.